Molecule: messenger RNA, 916 nt
Organism: Drosophila bipectinata
Lineage: Eukaryota; Metazoa; Arthropoda; Insecta; Diptera; Drosophilidae
Product: peptidyl-prolyl cis-trans isomerase 6
Biological process (GO): protein folding; protein peptidyl-prolyl isomerization
Molecular function (GO): peptidyl-prolyl cis-trans isomerase activity
Source: RefSeq, a predicted model, not a curated record
UACCCUCCCACGAAACCCCAACACGAAGCAGCUACUUGCCACUCGCUCAAAGGUUUUCGAAAGAUGAAGUUGAUUCUAUCCGCGCUGCUGGUAGCCCUUGUGGCCGGCAUUGUCUGUGCCGACGACUCCAAAGGGCCCAAAGUGACCGACAAGGUUUUCUUUGACAUCACCAUUGGCGGUGAGCCCGCUGGACGCAUCGUGAUUGGACUGUUUGGCAAGACUGUUGAGAAGACCGUGAGGAACUUCAAGGAGCUGGCGGAGAAGCCCCAGGGCGAAGGCUACAAGGGUAGCAAGUUCCACCGCAUCAUCAAGGACUUCAUGAUCCAGGGUGGAGACUUCACCAAGGGCGAUGGCACCGGCGGACGUUCCAUCUAUGGCGAGCGCUUCGAGGACGAGAACUUCAAGCUGAAGCACUAUGGCGCCGGCUGGCUGAGCAUGGCCAACGCUGGCAAGGACACCAACGGCUCCCAGUUCUUCAUCACCACCAAGCAGACCAGCUGGUUGGAUGGCCGCCACGUCGUCUUCGGCAAGGUCCUGUCCGGCAUGAAUGUGGUGCGCCAAAUCGAGAAUGGCGCCACCGAUGCCCGCGACCGUCCCGUCAAGGAUGUUGUCAUCGCCAACAGUGGCAGCCUGGAUGUUCCGGAGCCCUUCUCCGUAGCCAAGACUGAUGCCACCGAUUAAGCGAGGCGUCCAUGUCACAAUUCAUCAUUAAACCUAACCGAUUUGAAUUAAGCAUAAAAAGCAUAAAUGUGCAAGUAAUCGAUUUUUCCAGCCAGCUGCAUUUGCAUUUACCGUAGUCCACCAUGAUCAUAGACAUUCAUUUUGUUCCGUAAGCAGGCUGCCCUGCUCAACUAAACUAAACAGUUCUGCGUAAACAAAUGUCAUAUAAAUAAAGCAUAUUUUUUGUGAUAAACGA